AUGGCUCACUCGGUGAUCGAUGCUCUGGAAGCGGAGAGUUUGGUCCAAAGUCUGGAAACACUCCGCCUGAAGCAGGUGGGCUCGGACCGGUGGUUCAAACAACAUGUGAACAUCCAGAAACUGAACAUGCAGGCGAUUUUGAGUGCAACUGCUAUGCAUGAUGAGUUCAUCAAGGAGAUGCUGGUAUCAUGUGGAAAGAUCCCAGUCCUGGUCAGUGAGCUGAUCCUGGUGGAGGUGUGGAAGCAGAAAGUGUUUCCUGUCUUAUGUCAACUGAAGGACUUUAAUCCAGCCAGCACGUUUCAUCUGUCUAUGGUGAUCUACCAUGAAGCCACAAUUAUAAAUCUGCUUGAAACAAUAAUGUUUCAUCAGGACUCAUGUGAGGCAGCUGGUGACUCUGUUCUUGAUUUGGUGGAUUACUGCCACCGCAAACUCACCCUGCUGGCCAGCAGAACCACCAACAGCGAGGAUCACGAUGAACACAUUUCCACUACAAAGGAGGUGCAGAAGCAGAACGUUGCUCUGGAGUUUGGCAUCUCUUUGAAAGCCUUGUCUGUGCUGCGAUACGUCACGGAUCACACCGGCAGCAUCAGCGUCAUCCACCGCAUGCUGUGCACGCAUAACCUGCCCUGCGUCUUGGUCCAGCUGUUGUGCAGCUGUCCUUGGAGUCGCCACGUCAAAGGUAAAUUGCAGAAAUACAUUGAUGGCAAAUGGCAGAACGUUCCUGCCGAGGAUCACCUGAAGAUCAUCAAACUGGAAGGUCAGGUGUGGAUCGCCCUUUACAACCUGCUGCUAAAAGAAGACUGCCAAAGAAAAUACGACUUCAACAAUUUCAACAAGAAUCAGCUUCUCAAGCUGCGGGGCUUCAUGACAAGCGUGUUGAUUGAUCAGCUGCCAAUCCUGGCAGACCUGGAGCGAUUCCUGGCUCAGCUGGCGGUGACGGACCCAGCGCCUCCCAAAAAAGAGCUGAUUCUAGAGCAGAUCCCAGAAAUAUGGAACCACAUUGUCGCAGAGAAUUGUGGGAAGUGGGAGGCAAUCGCUAAAUAUCAAGCCAAAGAAAUAUUCAGUCCAUUUCAUCUUGACUUGAAAGAACAGGCCCAGAGGUUGGCUGAAACGUACAACAUGGAUGUGAUGGACAGUUUACUCCCCGAAAAAGCGAAGUGCGGCUCCUGUGGGAAAGAGUCCACGAAGAGAUGCUCUCGAUGCCAGUCGGAGUUCUACUGUGGCAGAGAGUGCCAAGUGAAGCACUGGCCUAAACACAAGGAAGCCUGCAAGCUCAUAGCCGUCGCCACACAGAAGCUGGAGAAGGAGCCGAGCGUCAGCGUCUGA
Molecule: messenger RNA, 1326 nt
Organism: Salarias fasciatus (jewelled blenny)
Lineage: Eukaryota; Metazoa; Chordata; Actinopteri; Blenniiformes; Blenniidae
Gene: zmynd10
Product: zinc finger, MYND-type containing 10
Exons: 12
Coding region: 1-1326 (441 amino acids)
Biological process (GO): outer dynein arm assembly; motile cilium assembly; inner dynein arm assembly
Cellular component (GO): cytoplasm; centriolar satellite
Source: RefSeq, a predicted model, not a curated record